AUGAAGAAGCUCAGGGCCAAGGUGAAGGACAUAAGCAACAAGAACCUUUGCUACCGCCUCAUCGGCGAGAGCUCAGGCCCCAAGCCUACCGCGGUAGAGGAGCAGGCCAGCAUUGCCACUGCGGCAAUGUUUGCAGCUGUGGAAUACGAUUCAUCAUCAAAGGUGGACCUCCACCAGCUGAUUACUAGCUACAAUGAGGACCUUAGGGUGAUCGCUCUAUGGGGAACUAGUGGUGAUCUCGGGAAGAUGUCCGCCAUCCAGGAAGUUUAUGAUGACCCAAUGCUACUACAAAGGUUUGGAAUCCAUGCUUGGAUCAGGUUGUUGCAUCCAUUCAAUCCACGAGAGUUCAUCAGUAGUUUGGUAAGACAAUUUUGUGAAAAUUCCCAUCAUGAGGUUGGAAAGCCAUCCUUCAAUUCACAAGAGUUCCUCGAGAACUUGGAGCGGGUCAACCUGGGCAGUGGUAGUGUGGCAAUGUUUGACACCAACAAAUCAAGGCUUUCAGGUGUGGAGAAUGAUAAAUUAAAGGCUAUACAUGCAUCAUGUUCUCUGCCGAGCCCAUUACCGACUCAAACAAUGUUACUAGUACUGAGAAAAAACACACCAAUGCUCAUCAAUGAAAUACAUGAGGAAGAUAAAGUACCUAACAGUGAAGGUGAAGAAAAAGUUACCAACUCAACUGCUAGAAAGAAGUUUGAUCGCAGCAGGACACUAGCACUAGCUGAUGAAGUGCUCUGCGGGCAAGAAACAGAGAAAUCUAUUAUUUUUAAAUUAGUUGGCAAACCAAACAACAAUCAAGGUUUUAUGUAUAUUCGAAAUAUUAGAUCUAGGAAAAGGCAUACCAUUAGAUCUGGACCAGCUUGCUCAAUUCCAGAAAUUUUUCAUGGAGUGGAGUAUGCUGGUGAUGUUGAUGUAGAUUUGGGCGGAGGUCAAGGCAACAACAAGGAUGUUGUUGCACCCAUAUCGCAGGUGCGCGGUGGUGUCCACAUUAACUUUGUCAAAUUAUGUUGGUUGCAUAUUGGGAAAAAUGAUUUAGCCGCAGCUAUGAUGCAACAAGCAAGAGUUACCACGCAAAAAUGUGAUGGCCUUCCGCUUGCAAUAUUGACUAUCGGUGGAUUCCUAGCUACUAAGCCAAAAACUGUUAUUGAAUGGAGAAAGAUGAAUGACUGUAUUAGCACUGAAUUGGAGAUAAAUCAUGAACUUAGGACAAUAAAGACAGUUCUUAUGAGGAGCUAUGAUUGUUUACCAUACCAUCUCAAGUAUGCUUUCCUAUACUUGUCCAUAUUUCAAGAAGACCAUAGAAUUAGGUGGGGUCGCUUGAAUUCAAGCCACCUUGAAAGACUGGAUGUUAGAGGUACAAAUGUUGUGAUUUUCCUACAACAAUCACCAAUCUUCCGAAGCUGUAGCACCUUCGUGGAAGUGAUCUUUUCUUCCGAAGCUGUAGCACCUUUGAAUAGGCAUGAUUUAUUCAAUCUAUACCGCUUCUGUAAGGGGCGUCUAGAAAAGGUUUUCCUUCGCAGAGGGAUUGGUAAAUCGAAGGUCGUUCUUACACUAGGUUUUGUCAAAAUUUCUGGGAGAAAUGGAAAUGCCACUCUGAAAGAGCUUGGAGAGCUUACUCAGCUGCGUAAGCUGGAAGUGGCUGGUAUCAGCGGCAGAAACAGCAAGGAGUUGUGGUCUGCCAUUGCUGGCCGCAAUCAACUUCAAUCUUUGCACGAUCUCUCCAAGUUGGUGUUGAUGAGAAGCGCACUUGAGCAAGAUGAUGAUGCCAUACAAGCCCCUGGGGUGCUCCCAAAUCUUGCAGUUCUAUGCGUGAGUAUUUAUUCGUUCAAUGGGGCGCAGUUCCAUUUCCAUAGCUCAUCUUUCCCAAGUUUCAUGGUGUUGGAGCUCCGUGGAGUAUACAGCCUCCGAUCAGUGUUGUUUGAAGAAGGUCCAAUUCCUAAGCUCAAGUUGCUAGAAGUUUAUUGCUGCGAGGGGCUGAAUGGUUUCUCCGGCCUACCAGCAGUUAGGUGCCUCAAUGAAAUUCGGCCGAGUACUCGAAUCCUCAAAACAAGUUUGAAGGAAGAGGUGGAGAGGGAGGUAGCGGAUCAUAGGAUGCAUGUCAGGGCGAAUAUUGUUAACUAA
Messenger RNA from Triticum aestivum (bread wheat), 2118 nucleotides. RefSeq lists its product as uncharacterized. The transcript has 9 exons. Bases 1 to 2118 code for a protein of 705 amino acids. Gene Ontology annotation, molecular function: ADP binding. Gene Ontology annotation, biological process: defense response to other organism. NCBI's taxonomy places the organism in Eukaryota, Viridiplantae, Streptophyta, Magnoliopsida, Poales, Poaceae. The record is from RefSeq and is a predicted model, not a curated record.